AAUCAAGAGUAGUUCGGCAAGUUGAGAGAAAGUCAACUUAUUGUGUUUUGCAUAGAGAUUCAUAGAGAUAUAUAUUUAUUUUUUAUUUUGCUGGGUGAUUAUCGCUGAAGGGGACCAUGGUUAUGUUGAAGAUCUCUGCUUUCCUUGUUGCCUACGCCCUGGUCAUUUGCCAGAUGUACUGCUCACAAGCCGCGCCUGCCAGACCGGGUUUAGAGUCCAUGUCAGACCGAGUCACGCUCACGGACUACGAAGCGCGACGGUUACUCAACGCCAUUGUGAAGGAGUUUGUGCAGAUGACGGCGGAGGAACUGGAGCAGCAGGCAACUGAAGGAAACAGCAUGGACAGGCCCCUAACCAAGCGCUGCUCCAACCUCAGCACCUGUGUGUUGGGCAAACUGUCUCAGGAGCUGCACAAGUUGCAGACAUUCCCUCGCACGAACGUGGGAGCAGGAACACCCGGCAAGAAGCGCAGUGCGCCUGAGAGUGACAGCUAUGCAAGCUACGGCGAGACGUUUGAAAGCAUCUAACCCCUCCUUAUCCACUCAUAACCCUGCUUUUACUUUUCCCGAUCUCUUUUUCCUUUGUCAUUCUUUCCCCUUUCCUUCUCUUCUGUCAUCUUCCUCUCCUCAUCCCAGUUUCCUUCUGGAAUGGAAAGUGCAUGCUGAUAUUACCUGCUUGACUGACAUGAAGAAUAUGACUUUGAACUGCAAUUUUUCAGUUUUUUCCCCCCUCUCCCCAAUCUUUUUGGCAGAGAAUGAUUUGUCCCUGUUAUCUCAGACAAUUUUCACAAGUGUAAUUCAGGAGCCAAUUCAUAAAUCCAUUUCUGUGUACUGUACGUGGAGUAAUUUGAUGGCAUUUCAAAGCCCCUGAAACGAAAGAGUUGGGAGCGAUCACUUAAUCUAACCGUUAAUAAAUGAUCCACUCAUGCAA
Molecule: messenger RNA, 930 nt
Organism: Archocentrus centrarchus (flier cichlid)
Lineage: Eukaryota; Metazoa; Chordata; Actinopteri; Cichliformes; Cichlidae
Product: calcitonin gene-related peptide
Exons: 4
Coding region: 117-527 (136 amino acids)
Biological process (GO): adenylate cyclase-activating G protein-coupled receptor signaling pathway; regulation of cytosolic calcium ion concentration
Cellular component (GO): extracellular region
Molecular function (GO): hormone activity; calcitonin receptor binding
Source: RefSeq, a predicted model, not a curated record